AUGGGUGCCCAAUUAUCGCUGUUGUCGCCGACUGCGCAGACAAUCGCGAUAUCGGCGUAUAUUGAUAACCUGAGUGAUGUUCAGUAUAGCAAGCCGUUGAGCUCUGCUCGAUUUCUCAAGACUAUUAAAUGUUUGGACAAACAUGGGGCUGUUGUUGUUAAACUGUUGAUCAAACCCACCACCGAGCUCGAUUUGUCGCUGUGGGUGAAAGAACUCGAGGACAUGCGGGUCAAGCUGCUGGACUUGCCGAAUGUCCUACCGUUCGAGAGCAUAAUCGACUCACAGCGCGCGGGUUAUCUGAUUCGUCCCCAUAUUCGCUAUAACUUGUACGAUCGGAUCAGUAUUCGGCCGUUUCUGGAACCAAUUGAGCGCAAAUGGAUUGUUUAUCAGAUACUGGUGGCUCUAUCAAAAAUACAUCAACAGAAUGUUUACCAUGGAGACCUCAAAACGGAGAAUGUGCUGAUGACUUCGUGGAAUUGGUGUGUGAUUAGCGACUUUGCCGUGUUCAAGCCUGUUUAUCUUCCAGAGAACAACCCGUCGCAAUUUUCAUUUUAUUUCGAUACUAGUCAACGUCAUAUAUGUUACGUGGCUCCGGAACGAUUUCUGGCAAACGACCAGGAGGUGGAAGACCACCCUGAUGCGCAACUCACCUGGCAAAUGGACAUUUUCUCGUUGGGGUGCGCAAUAGCCGAAAUCUAUCUUGAAGGACUACCGAUAUUCACCCUUCCACAGCUGUUCAAGUACAAAAAAGGAGAAUACCAGCCGAAUCUGGAUGCAAUUGAAGAUAUAAACGUGAGAAGACUAAUUCAAAGUAUGAUUGCACUGGACCCGGCACAACGACUUUGUGCUCAAGAUUGUCUUACGCAAUUCCGCCGAUCAGUGUUCCCAGACCAUUUCUACACGUUUUUGCAUCCUUAUGUUCGCAAACUGAGCGAAAAACCAACGGCUUCGGAUCCGUUUCUGGACUGCGACUCUCGUAUCUCGCGGAUUUACAACGACUUUGACAAAAUAGCAUUAUAUCUGGGUUUCAAGCACCAGUUUGAUAACGAAACAACUGAAAGCUCCGACACACUUAUACCGGUCCAUCUACAGCUACCAGGUAUGAUUGAUCACACGCCAAGAUCGACUCACGAAGUGUUCAAGACUCCAAACGAUUGCGCAUCUUUGAUCCUGCUUGACAUCAUUCUACACAGCGUGCGAAACUCCACACACUCGUCUUUUAGAAUGCAAGCGUGCGACCUUAUACUUGCGUUCGCUGAACAGCUCCACGACGAGGCAAAACUUGAUAGGUGUUUGCCGUAUUUGGUGUACAUGCUUGACGAUCCAAGCGAGGACGUCCAAAGCGCAGCGCUGCGGUCCUUGACGCAACUUCUCGUCAUGGUGGACGUUAUCACACCCGUUAACGUCUACAUUUUCCCUGAAUACAUCUUGCCGAAACUGCAACAGGUUUUGAAGAGAACGUAUACCGAGUCAGAUAUUCCUGGAUACGGCCGUCAUGUCCGGUCUGUUUUCGCAGGUUGCUUGCCAUAUCUGGCUCAAACAGCACGCAAAUUCUACGACAUGUCUUCACUCUUCCGAACUCAGCUCCAACACGCUUCGGGAGACGAGUUUGUGAUUGAGAACGAUGAUCAACUGGAGAGUGCUUUUAGAAACGUGGUAGCCGAGUUCGAGUCGUUAGUUGUGCAGAUCCUGACUGACCAAGACUCUUUUGUGAGGAUCUCUCUGUUGAAGAACAUUCUGCCGUUGGCUGCCUUUUUCGGCAAGGACCGAACAAACGAUGUCAUCCUUAGCCACCUGAUCACCUACUUGAACGACAAAAAUCCAAACAUCCGGCUCGAAUUCAUCUCCAGCAUAGUGUCGGUGUCUGUUUUCGUGGGAAUUGUCAGUUUGGAACAGUAUAUUCUUCCACUAUUGGUCCAAUCGCUCACAGACUCGGACGAGCUGGUUGUCAUUGGGGUGCUGAAAACUUUUACAGAGCUGUGUGGAUUAGGACUUGUGCGCAAAAUCCAUUACUGGGACUUGAUCAGACUCACCAUUCGACUGAUUCUGCAUCCUAACGAAACUAUCAGACAGUCUGUACUGGACCUUGUGGUUGCAAUUGGGUCGAGUUUAUCUCUGGUCGAUCUUUAUUGCAUGCUAUACCCAAUCAUUCGGCCUUUUUUCCAAGACGAGCUUACUGAAUUUACCUGGGAAUCGCUAUACAUCUCUGCACACAAGCCAAUUUCACCUGCAGUGUACACCUUGGCGCAGAACUGGUCGCUAAAACAGGACUCCUCGCUGUUCUGGCAGCGCGUGGAGGCGUCUCACCGACGCGGAGACCUGUUUAACACCUCAGAAAUUGCGUUCAUGCGGAAAAAUGCGUCGCAAAACACAAUGCACAGGUUCCAUGGUGUUGACGAUAUGACGGUUGUGAGCAACUCCGAGGUCCCGCUGAGUCAACAAGAUAUGCAGCAGGUGGAGAAACUGAAGUCUGUCGGUAUGGCUGACUCUGAGAUUUGGAAAGUGGCAACGUUGCGGUCGUAUAUUUUCAAGAUCGCGCGCUCAAACAGCAGAAAGACCCGCGACACCGACGUUUCCAAGCCGAAUGUGCUUCCACGAACGGUCUUCUUUGAUGUGAGCUACAAGUCGGAGGUUGUUCGUGCCCCACAGACAGAUUCUGCCCCCAAAAGAGCGUCUGUGUUUCUGUAUGGAGCUGUCCGUCCAGAUACUUUGAGCAACGGCUCCAAGGCGACAGAGGAACCACCGUCGUCUCGUGACUCUGUGCAGAAGAUCACCACCAAGAUCAAACACAGCUACACAGGCACCAACCCGUACAUCUGGAAGUUUCUCAACGGGAUGACGUUUGAGCCGACGUUGGACGACUAUAUUGAGUUUGGAAGCAAGACCGACGUGUACGAGGUGUCGGAAACUUCAGAAAUGGAGCCGAACGGGGUGCUGAUUUCUCGUCUCGUGGAGCACAAGGCUGCCAUUUCUGGGCUGGAGGUGAGCUCUGACCAGCGGUUUUUCGUCACGGCGGACCGGUCAGGCGAGCUGAAACUCUGGGACUCUGCCAGAUUGGAAACCAACGUGACAGGCUCGUCGAGUCUUUCUUUGAACCUCGAGUCAUCGAUCGUGUGCACUGCUUUCAUGAAGGACAGGAACUGCAUUGCCACAGCUACCAAGGACGGGUACGUCAAAGUGUUCCGGAUCGACUUCACGCCCGCGCACAAGAAACAGGCGUCGACACGGAUCAGUCUGAUUCGUCAUUACAAGCUGGAACCGGCCGACAGCUACGCGUUGCAACUGUGUUUCUGCUCGCUGUCGGAUAAGCCACUGCUCGUGUGUACGACUCCGACGGCCAAGAUCAUUGGUCUGGACGUGCGCACAAUGACAGUGGUCUUUUCGCUGCAAAACAACCUCUCGCACGGGAUCCCCACGAGUCUGGCUGUGGACGAGACCCAGGGCUGGGCCGUGGUCGGCACGUCCAAGGGCAUUCUCGACCUGUGGGACCUUGGGUUCGGGAUUUCGCUCAAGAGCACAAAGUUCCGCGGGUCCAGUUUCCCGAUCAACCGCGUGCAGGUACUGCCGGACGAGUUUGUGCACAACGGCAAGAAGUCGCGGUACAUUGCCGUGGUUGGUGGCUCCGGCGACGAGGACGUCACCAUCUGGGACGUGGCACGACUGCAACCGCGGCAGGUGCUGUGCUGCUCGAGCGCAACGAGCACGCUGGAGACGUACGUGGUGACCGAGCUGAGCAACGAGUCCGACGCGAUCAACGACGAGCUGAUGCAGCUGGAGCUUUCUGAGGACGUCAUAGUGGCCGACGGCAGCUGCAGCGCGCUGCGGGCGGUGGGGACGCUGGCGGUCAGCGCCUCUGCGUCCGGGAAACUGGUUGUUUGGGACCUGGCCGACCCAGAGCGCUCGCGCGUGGUUGGUAGCAAGACAGCGUCGUUUGUGGCUACGCAGAUCAACUCAAACCUGCUGUUUGUUUCUGAACGGUACACCGACGGGUCACGCUCUAGCCCGCUGGCCGACCACCGCGACCGGGUACUCCAUGUCGGGCUGCUACGCCGGCCGUACCAGAUGGUGAUCAGCACAGACAGAACAGGCGUAAUUAACGUGUAUAGAUAA
This is a messenger RNA of Ogataea philodendri, 4110 nucleotides long. RefSeq lists its product as uncharacterized. Gene Ontology annotation, cellular component: phosphatidylinositol 3-kinase complex, class III, type I; late endosome; nucleus-vacuole junction. The record is from RefSeq and is a predicted model, not a curated record. Gene Ontology annotation, molecular function: ATP binding; protein serine/threonine kinase activity; protein binding. NCBI's taxonomy places the organism in Eukaryota, Fungi, Ascomycota, Pichiomycetes, Pichiales, Pichiaceae. Bases 1 to 4110 code for a protein of 1369 amino acids. Gene Ontology annotation, biological process: protein targeting to vacuole; protein phosphorylation; autophagy of peroxisome. The transcript has a single exon.